AUGGGUCGGAGUAAUACAAAGUUACCUUUAGAACUAAUAAAGAACGAGAAGUCUCGCAAUGUCACUUUUCGAAAGAGGAAGAAGGGAUUGAUGAAGAAGACUUUUGAACUAAAUAAGUUGUGUGAUGUGCAGUGUUCUGUUAUCAUUUACGAGAAGAAACCUAAUGGCCAAUUAGUUCGCCCAGAGACCUAUCCUGAAAACCCUGAAGAGGUCAAGCAAAUUAUUGAUAGGUUUGUCUCCAAAUCUGCCAAAGUAAGGAAAGUCGAAAAUUUGGCUGAUUAUUUCGGCAAACAAAUCAUGCAAGUGAAGAAAGAGACUGCAAAAUUGCGCCAAAAGAACAAUGAAACUCGAUUUCCUUCAUGGGAUGAUAGGCUAAACGACUUGUCAUUAGAUCAAUUGCUUGAUCUUUUGAAAAAGCUGGAUCACAAAAUAGAAGACGUUCAUCAGCGUUUUGAUAAGCAAUAUGCUAUUGAUGUUGGUAUACUCUCACAAACGGCCUUGUUUUCGAACAACAACUUGGAGUAUUCUCAGAUGGUUGCGUUAAACGAAUACCCUAAUAGUGGUUCGAUGAUGUACAUAAGUGAUAGGGCUUUGCCUGAAGAGCAAAGCAUGCCAUGGCAAAACUACAACAUUCAGAGUGCUCCAUCAGCAUCAAACGGGUCAAAUUACGAUGAAUCAAUUACUUCUUUGAGGUUUGAAAAUCGCCUGCAAUAUGGAAGCAUGGAUGAUAAUUUAACGUUAUGUAAUCAAGUUCCGCUGCAGACUGUGUAUCCAAUGUCUGCAAGUUACUUAUGUGAUAAUGCUAACCAAUUCUUGCAUCUCAAAGGCUAG
Fragaria vesca subsp. vesca is the source of this 831-nucleotide messenger RNA. Its product is annotated as MADS-box transcription factor 13-like. Bases 1 to 831 code for a protein of 276 amino acids. The transcript is spliced from 3 exons. The record is from RefSeq and is a predicted model, not a curated record. Gene Ontology annotation, biological process: positive regulation of transcription by RNA polymerase II. Gene Ontology annotation, molecular function: protein dimerization activity; RNA polymerase II cis-regulatory region sequence-specific DNA binding; DNA-binding transcription factor activity, RNA polymerase II-specific. NCBI's taxonomy places the organism in Eukaryota, Viridiplantae, Streptophyta, Magnoliopsida, Rosales, Rosaceae.